AUUGUUCGUGCGAAGCUAAUGCGCUAUGUGGCGUGUUGUAGUCCGCGCUAGUGUGUGGUUCAGGCAACUUGUUCUUACGGAUUGUAUUUUGUUCGCAUAGAGAUCUAUUGUUUUUUUUUUUUAAUCGUUUAACUAGUACGGUGCUACACAGUUAUUGCGCAAGUCUAUAAAGUGUGUUCUUAUAAUAUAUUUCUUGAUGCAGGAUAUGUCUGUUUUAAUCUUCAUUUUAUGAUUAUAAAGGAGUACAUAAGACUUAACGUGUGCGUGACUCAUUCCCUUCAUUCUUUAUUUUAAUUGGUGUUUUAGCCUGAUAUCGAAAACUUCUUGGCGGGAUUCUUCAUUCUUCUUAUUCUCAUUCUGGAUUUUAUGUUGAACGCAUUGAGACGAUGGGAUAUCAAGUGUUGAAUCGUGUAUUGUGUAGUUUUCGCUAAGGAUUUAUACUAGUCUAGAUCUAUCAGAUUUUCUAUAAACGCUCAGACUGCUGCUUGAAAAUUGAUUUGUAUCUAGCCAAACGUGCCAACAUGUAUCCGAAUCGACAUCCGGGUCCUCAACCGGGGCAGCCAUUUAAGUUUACAGUGGCUGAGUCCUGUGAUCGUAUUAAAGAAGAAUUUAGUUUUCUUCAGGCGCAAUAUCAUACGUUGAAGAUGGAAUGUGAGAAGUUAGCACAAGAAAAGACGGAGAUGCAGAGACACUAUGUUAUGUAUUACGAAAUGUCAUAUGGAUUAAAUGUUGAAAUGCAUAAACAGACUGAGAUUGCCAAGCGACUGAAUGCUAUUUGUGCCCAAGUUAUUCCAUUUCUUUCACAAGAGCAUCAACAGCAAGUAGCUGCAGCUGUAGAAAGAGCUAAGCAAGUCACCAUGCAAGAGUUAAAUGCAAUCAUUGGGCAACAGAUGCAAGCUCAACACUUGCCUCAUGCACAUGCCCCACCUAUACCACUGACACCACACCCAGCUGGUCUUCAGCCCCCCAUCCCUCCAGUCUCCAGUGGAUCAGGUUUCUUAAAUUUUACACCAACACCAUUCCCAAUGCCACAUGGUCUGAAUGUUCUGAAAGAAGAUAAGGUAAAUGAUGAUAAACAUAGACGCUCAGCUUCUCCAAUAGAGAGAGAAAAGUUCAGACAGAGGAGUAGGACACCUGAAGUGAGUGAACAGUCAAAGAAAAGAAGAGCAGAGGAGAAGGCAGCAGACAGUGAUGGGGAAAAAAGUGAUCAAGAUUUAGUGGUUGAUGACAAUAUAUCUCCACAUAAUAACGGUGACAUGUCACCAAGAGAAAAACAUGCACUUAAAGAUGGCAUCAAAAAGGAGGAGCGUGACAGAGACAGUGAUGCCUCUUCUCAUGCAAGUUCUACCUCCUCUAAACCCAAAGAGAGUGAAAAGGCAGGAACACCUGUAUCAAAACCAGCCACACCAACAAGCUCAGGCAGCACCACACCAGGACCAUCAGCAGGUGUGAAACAUGGCUAUCCUUUCAUGCAACGUAGUGGUGCAAACAUGAGUGCUUCAGAAUUGAGCCCCAUUCCUUAUACAUCAGCUGGUCCUUUAACAAAUGGUUUGGCAGCCAGUGCACUUAACAGUUUUCCAAGACCACCAAUGGUUGGAUUUGAAGCUCAUGGAUCACAUGGUGCUAUGCGACCCAAUCUGAACAGUGUUUCUGGAGGAAAACCAGCAUAUUCAUUCCAUGUGAGUGGUGAUGGUCAGAUGCAGCCAGUUCCAUUCCCACCUGAUGCUCUCAUAGGACCAGGUAUCCCUCGUCAUGCUCGACAAAUAAACACACUCAACCAUGGUGAGGUGGUGUGUGCUGUCACUGUUAGUAAUCCCACACGGCAUGUCUAUACUGGUGGAAAGGGCUGUGUGAAAGUUUGGGACAUCAGUCAGCCAGGAAAUAAGAGCCCUCCUAUUUCACAGUUGGAUUGUCUGCAACGUGACAAUUAUAUUAGAUCAAUCAAACUUCUUCAAGAUGGACGCACUUUAAUUGUUGGUGGAGAGGCUAGUACAUUAUCAAUAUGGGAUCUUGCAUCACCUACACCAAGAAUAAAAGCUGAGUUAACUUCCAGUGCCCCAGCAUGUUAUGCUCUGGCUAUCAGUCCAGAUGCCAAAGUAUGUUUUAGUUGUUGUAGUGAUGGCCAUAUUGCAGUCUGGGACUUACACAACCAAACACUAGUCAGGCAAUUCCAAGGACACACAGAUGGUGCAAGCUGUAUAGAUAUAUCUCCAGAUGGCACCAAACUGUGGACUGGUGGUUUGGAUAAUACUGUGCGAUCAUGGGAUCUUAGAGAGGGAAGACAGUUACAGCAGCAUGAUUUCUCCUCUCAAAUAUUUUCAUUAGGGUAUUGUCCAAAAGGAGAAUGGUUAGCAGUUGGCAUGGAAAGCAGCAAUGUUGAAGUGUUGCACCAUUCUAAGCCUGAUAAAUACCAGCUCCACCUUCAUGAAAGCUGUGUACUGUCUCUUAAAUUUGCCUAUUGUGGUGAAUGGUUCAUUAGUACUGGUAAAGAUAAUUUGCUCAAUGCCUGGCGUACUCCAUAUGGUGCUAGUAUUUUCCAGUCCAAAGAACCUUCAUCAGUGUUGAGUUGUGAUAUUUCUGCUGAUGAUAAAUAUAUUGUUACCGGAUCAGGGGACAAGAAAGCCACAGUUUAUGAAGUCAUCUUUUAAAUACAAACUAGCUGAGGAUACCAUGAAGUGUUUUGUUAUGUCAACAGAUUCAUAUCAUGCUUGAAAACAGCAUAUCUACACAUUUCCUAACAAUGGCUGCCCAUCCCUUCAAUAUGCACCAGAAUCUAUGGUGACAACAAUUGUUCAAGAAAUAUCUUUGUGCUAAAUAUUGUUGUUGUUUUUAUUUUCCUCUUCAUUAUGGAGAGUUCAUCAAAUAAUCCAAAGCUUCAAAGCCAAGAUCAAGCAACUUUCUGUGUUUGUUUGGAUUAUAUUUCAGUGUAUUCAUAUGUGUCUCUUCCUCUAUGUAUUGCCUCCAAUAGAAAUAUUGCUGGUCUCAGGAUUAUUUUCAGUGUGUGUUGAUAGGUUUCAAUGAUUCUUUAUGGAGUAGACAGUGCAGAAAGCUUUCAUUUAAUUGGAUGGAUUUAUUUGUUCACACUUUUAUUUUAAAAAAAAGAUGUGUGAUUCAUUUCAUCAAAAUGAAAGAAUAUGAAUGUCUAUUGCUUGUUAAGCGAUGGCACGACCAUUUUGAUUUCCAUUUUGUUGUGACGCUCCCCUUGCGGAGGGGGAAAAAAAAGGAUUUACAUAUUCAGCUCACUGAAACUGUGUGUGUGAGUACAUUGAAGUAUCACAACGGGUGCUCCUUUUAAGAACCUAUUAUUGGAUUACCACUCUGAGGCAAAAGUACAUAAUGAGGUAAACAUUUGCCUUUUCUUUUUGCUGGAACAGAAGGAGGAAGAAUUUCCUAUGGCUAAUUCUUGGUAUUAUGCCUUGUUCUAAGUUUUUUUUUUUUUUUUUUGUCCUUUGAUUCUACUUCAUUAUUGAAUGUUAAUUAAUGUGUUCUCUUCAAGUUAUUCAGAAACAAAGUGAGUACAGAGUGAUUUAGAUUGACAUGUUUGUGUGUGUGUGUGUUUCUAUGUAAAUACUACCCAUUGUUGCAUAUAGUAGACAUAAUAGACUACGAUGGCCGCUCCUAUUCUGUGACAACCUGUUGUUUGUCUGGGACUCACAGCUUUAACACAAAAAUCCUUUAUAAAAUAUAUACAUAUGUAAAGAAAAUUAUAUCAGUGUUUCUGACUGUACGAAUGAAUCAAAUAUUUGGGGACUUUUGUAACUGUAGCUAUAAAAUAUUGCUUUGCUUUGUCUGUGUUCUGUGUGCUUUGAUCUCUAGGGGAACAAAGUUAAGCUCAUGUGCAAGAAUACAAAUUUUGUACCAUAUCUGGCAGGUCCGUUGACCUAAAUACUCUUUUAUUUUUCCAUUUAAAUAUAAUUAAUUUUUGUUUCUGUGAAAUUACUUAUUCAAUGUGAUGACUGUUGUCCUAUGUUCUUGACCUGUUUAAGUGGCAAUUAGCUAAGUUUACUAAAUUACUCUUCCCUUUAUCCUACUCUUAAUUUGGGUUUUCCUAACCUAGACAGGCACUUUUACCGACCAGUAGUACAACUAAAACAGUUAUAUUCUCUCAAAAAGUUUUUAACAUAACAAAAUUGACUUUAAUAAAAGUAUAGAUUUGUGGUCAUCCCAGUUUAUGGAGUGGAAGAGAUGCUAGUUAGUAUCAUUAAAGAGAGAUUGGAACUGAGAAAAGGGGGGGGGGAGGAGUUCUCUUCAUGAAGUAAUGUAAUGUCUGGUCCAAUGUUUCCAUUUUGACUUGUCUGAAGUAGUAAGUAGCCUACAGAACCUUUGAAAGAAUUAUAUAUUGCCCUUCAUUUAGAUCAAGGUGAUGUAGGAACCCCCAGCUCCUCCUUCCCACCCCCUUGAAAUUCCCUUGUGUAGUUACCAUUGAUUAGAAUCCAGUGUAAACUUCCUCUAAUAGAAGUAGUCUGCAUAAACAAGUGCAUAUGUCAUUUGUUUAUUGGUUAACACAUUUUUUAAACUUCCUAAUUUUAAUUUUAUUAAGAAGAGAAGUAGGCAAUUAUUACUUUUGUCUUUUUUUUUUUAUUAUCUAUAAAUAAUUAUUAGCAAAAGCUAAUCUUUGUGUUAAAUGUUGAACUUUGUUUGUUCUAUUGAACUACAAUCUCGGAAGAGUUCACUUUAUUACUUUUCCUACGUUGAAGAUUUAGUUAUUGAAGCAAGACUAGUUCAUAACGUUCAAGUGCCCUCCAUUGAAAAUGAUAAGACAUGAAGUGUUGUUAUCCCAACACUAGUCAGAUAGGAAACCAGUUGGUUACAGAUUGCAAAAUGGCUUAGUCUUUGUUGGCUGCUGAUAAAGCCAGGGUAAAGUUUUGCAUUCUACUGCUAGUUUUAGGGUGACUAGCAUUAGCAUGCCUACUUGGACAAUCAGAAAAUGUUUCAGAAAGAUUUCAUAAAUCUUGCUUUCAGAGUAGCCUUAAAUAAAUAAAUAAAAAAAAAUAAAUAUUUAGGUAUUAACUUUAAAUACAGGCAACUUUUUAUUUUGAUUCAAUUUCUUUCCCUAGUUGGGGGGGGGGGGGGGGGGGCAAUUAGCUCUUUUUAAAACAAGCUGUCGUAGAUUUUUUAUUUUAACAAAAAAGGAUGGCAUCUGAUCAUGUGGUAUACACUGGACUUUCAUCUCAAUAAGGUUUAAACCCUGCCCACUGCCAUCCUGUGGGAUAUUUUGAUUAGGAUGUAAUAAUCUUCAGUUCUAAUGGAACAUCCAACAUGUAUUACACAUUUUUGAUUAAGCUUUAAAACAGGGAUUGUAUGUGCCACUGGUUUCAGCUUAGAAAGUACACAACAGAUUUUGUUCACCAAGUGGUAUUUGUACCACUUCCUUUAUUUAAAGGCUGUCUACUAGUCUUUGGACUAAAGAGACAUUGAUUCUAAAUGUGUCAUCACAGAGCAAAGUUUAUUUGUAAUGCAGCUACCUUUUUUAUUUACUUGUUCUUCUAAUCCUCAAGACUUGUAUUUUAUCAAGUUGACACAGAAUUGUUUAAUCAUGACAUCUAAAAGAUAAACAAUUAAACAUUUUUUGUCAAGGAGGAAAUGCUUGCUUGUUUCAUAAUUCUUGUUGCUUCUAUUUAAAGCCCAGACCUCAGACUGGAAUCUAAAAUCAAUAAGUGUUGUUUGAGCGAGGGGAGAUAAUUGCUGCAGAUGUGAGAGAGGACAUUGUGUAAAUAGUUUUUUUUUUAAUGAGAUUGCAUGUUGUUUUUUUUUCUUCAAAGAUAUGUACCUAUGAGAAGUUUGAUAGAACUGUCACUGCCUUUUUUUUUUAAUCAUAAUUCCAAAGGUGUUCUAGAGGAUUUCUGCUUUAGAAUGACUGGAUAGUGCAAAAUAUUUUUAUUUUUGUAACUUUUUGAAUGUUGAUGGUUGACCAGGUGACAUGUUAUGUGUGAAAGGGGAGAUAAUUUCAUCAAUGUUGUUUAUGAUUGCUAAUGUUUGUAAAUAACCAUGUCAUCUCACAUUCUCUCUAAUUGUGUGGUUUUGUGAUAGUUGGUUUGUCUGUCCGUAUGUUUAUGUAGUUCCAAAAUAAAAAAUAAAAUGUAUAAAACUA
Biomphalaria glabrata is the source of this 6091-nucleotide messenger RNA. RefSeq names its product transducin-like enhancer protein 4. The coding region runs from base 522 to 2648 and encodes 708 amino acids. Gene Ontology annotation, cellular component: transcription regulator complex; nucleus. NCBI's taxonomy places the organism in Eukaryota, Metazoa, Mollusca, Gastropoda, Planorbidae. Gene Ontology annotation, molecular function: transcription corepressor activity; protein binding. Gene Ontology annotation, biological process: regulation of DNA-templated transcription; negative regulation of canonical Wnt signaling pathway. The transcript is spliced from 22 exons. The record is from RefSeq and is a predicted model, not a curated record.